Molecule: messenger RNA, 3455 nt
Organism: Antechinus flavipes (yellow-footed antechinus)
Lineage: Eukaryota; Metazoa; Chordata; Mammalia; Dasyuromorphia; Dasyuridae
Gene: NDRG1
Product: N-myc downstream regulated 1
Exons: 16
Coding region: 182-1357 (391 amino acids)
Biological process (GO): signal transduction
Cellular component (GO): cytoplasm
Source: RefSeq, a predicted model, not a curated record
AGUCAGCGCCCGGACAUAAACAAACCUCGCGGUCUGCUACACUCUUGCUGCGCUCACCCACGCGUUCGGGCUCCGAGUUCCCUAGCUGGACCCUAGACAAGGGCGCGGCUAAGUGGCUUCCUCGGAUCGGCGCUUCUCAUCUCCCAAUCCUUUCUUUCCCCCCAGGUAACAGUCUGGGACCAUGUCGAGAGACCUCCAGGAAGUGGACCUUGCAGAGAUCAAGCCUCUGGUAGAGAGAGGAGAGACCAUCACUGGCCUCCUGCAAGAAUUCGAUGUUCAGGAGCAGGACAUUGAGACUUUACAUGGCUCAGUUCAUGUCACCGUUUGUGGAACCCCGAAGGGGAACCGUCCUGCCAUCCUCACGUAUCAUGACAUUGGCAUGAACCACAAAACCUGCUACAAUCCCCUCUUCAAUUCAGAAGACAUGCAGGAGAUCACCCAGCAUUUUGCUGUCUGCCAUGUGGAUGCUCCAGGGCAACAGGAUGGAGCAGCAUCCUUUCCUGUGGGGUACAUGUAUCCCUCUAUGGAUCAACUGGCUGAAAUGAUUCCUGGAAUUCUCCACCAGUUUGGACUGAAAAGUGUGAUUGGAAUGGGAACUGGAGCCGGUGCCUACAUCUUAACUCGAUUUGCUCUCAACCACCCAGAGAUGGUGGAAGGACUCGUCCUCAUCAACGUGAACCCUUGUGCUGAAGGGUGGAUGGACUGGGCAGCAACCAAGAUCUCUGGGUGGACCCAAGCUCUUCCGGAUAUGGUGGUGUCUCAUUUGUUUGGGAAGGAAGAAAUGCAGAACAACAUAGAGGUGGUGCAUACCUACCGCCAUCAUAUCAUCAAUGACAUGAAUCCGAGCAAUCUCCACCUCUUCAUUAAUGCCUACAACAGUCGCAGAGAUCUAGAAAUCGAGCGUCCUUUCCCAGGAACCAGUGCUGUCACCCUACAGUGCCCUGCAUUGUUAGUGGUGGGAGAUAAUUCACCUGCGGUGGAUGCUGUGGUGGAGUGCAAUUCUAAACUGGAUCCAACUAAGACCACACUCCUAAAGAUGGCGGACUGUGGAGGCCUGCCACAAAUUUCUCAGCCUGCCAAGCUUGCAGAGGCUUUCAAGUACUUUGUCCAGGGAAUGGGAUACAUGCCUUCUGCCAGCAUGACUCGCCUCAUGAGGUCCCGCACAGCCUCUGGCUCCAGCGUCGCCUCCUUGGAAGGCAAUCGCAGCCGCUCCCACACCAGCGAGGGGACCCGGAGCCGCUCCCACACCAGCGAGGGGACCCGCAGCCGCUCCCACACAGACACCCGCCUCGAGAUCACUCCCAACUCCGGGACCACCGGGGACAGUGGGCUCAAGUCCAUGGAAGUCUCCUGUUAGGCAAGGACCCUCUUGGAGCCCAGUAGCUUCCUCCUGGCUCUGAUUUGAACUCUGUUUUAAGUAGCUGCCUCCUUUCCCUCCUCCCCUAGCCCCACAUCCCACCCCUCCUAUAUCACACUGCACAUAACUUGGUAUUAAUCCAAAGCUUAUUUUUUAAGAGUGAGCUCUGGUGAGAACAAAAUGAAGCGGAUUGAGGGAGAGUCGUUUCGAUGUUAGGGGGUGGUUGUAAUGUGGAAAGAAAUGGGGACCAAUCUUACGCAGGCAUCCAGAGAUGGGUCUCUUGAUUAAAUUGUUCACAAAAUUCUGGUUGCUGCUGUCUUCUCACUCACAUCAAGCUUGAAAGAGGCAUUUUGCCGCGCCCCGCCCACCUCCCCCCCAAAAAAAAAGAGAAGAGAAGAGAAAAACUUAUGUUUAAAAAACAAACCUUCAGGCUGUGGAAGAAAAGUGUCAUAGACUUUUGGUCAAUGGUACAGCCAAUCUACUAACUGUUUCUUUGCAGGAAAAGGGAAAACUGACCCAGUGUAAUACAGGCAACACUAUUUGGAUGUAAGGAGGGAGAGUCCAGUGCAUUGUGGAUAGCUUUUUUUUUUUUUUUAAAUGAGGGAAACUGGUAAAGCUCACAUUUAUGCUGGUGGGUUUUGGGGGGAAUUUUUUGCAAACUCAAACUAUCAUAAUUGUAGAUACUUUAAAAUUGUGCAUUUAUACACCUUUUAAUUUUGAAGCAUAAAAACCCAUUUUCUUCUCAACUAUUAAAUUAGCCAAUGUAAACAUGAGGCUUUAAACACAAUGAAAGUCAUUGAUGGAUUGAUGGACUUCUGGUAUUUCAUGUUGGUAAGAUUUUCAGCCUUGCUGCACCUCUCCUUAAAAUGUGGUGAGAAACCUUCCUUCUUUUUUUUUGGAUUCCCACCUUAUUUAAAAGGAAUUUUCAUUCCUUGGGGAUUUCAGUUUUGUGGCAUAGGCUGAAAAUUCUGUUUCUCUCUUCCCUGGUCCUCAAAUUUCCUUAUGUAUGAAAUAGUGAUUUUUAAGGCUCCAACUCUGAUGCUCAUUGUUUUAAUGUCCCAUGCUUCUAAACUCCUUCCAUCUUGAACAGUCUGUUUUAUGUUCUAAGACAUUUUCUAGCACUACUUGAUAGUGCUAGAGCUAUCUGUAGCUUUCUGCUCUAAAGAUCCUUUAAGUUUGAAAAAUCAUUGAUUCUACAUUUAUAUGAAUAACGGGGAAGAGAGUUGCAAUAGUAUGCAGUUUCUCUGGGGCUUAGAGGCCUGCUAUCUAACCAUACCUAAAAGAUGGGGUACAGAGCAGGGUUGGAUUUUUCACAUUGAACAGAAAGCAGCUCUUUGCAAUUCCUUAAAGGAGCAUUGUAUUGGCUAAAGAAAGGCACAACCCCAUCCCUCCCCCUUUCCUUUCUCACCCCCCCCAAAAGAAAUUAACACUCUGGAAUCUUGUGUCCUGAAAUGAAUUUGCCUCAUAAUUCUGUUGUAAAGAAUAAGUCUUAGAAUGAUGGCAUGACCUUUAAGAAAGAUAGCUGUGAAUUUUGACUUUGGCAUAAUGUUGUUACUUGUUAAGAACCUUUUCCUAAAAAAAGGAUUUUUUGGUCAAGUGAUGAAUGGAGAGAACACUUGGUGAAGGUGGUUGGGAGUGGUGAUGAUGGAAUCUGGCAAGAUGUAAGAAUUCUGGAAUUCCUGCAUUGUUUAGUUAACUCCCCUCUACCUUUUUGGAGAAAGCAUUGUCUGUCAAACAAAGCAACCAAUUGUGGUGAUUUUUCAUGGACUGCUGGCUUUUGGACCCAUGCUCUAGCUAAUUAAAGAAUUUUCCUAUUGGAAGGAUGUUAAUUGCUAAUCAGCCUUUGGAACCUGGUAAUACCAGCUUCAGAGUUGGUAGAAAGUAUAUUUUUGGGGAGGAUGACUGGCCUGGAGUUAUGUUAAUUGACUUGCUGGAAGUCUCCAUCUUUGGGGGUUUCUCGGGAGCUUUGUUCCAGAAGUUGGUGAGAGAGGCAGAAGUGGCUAAAAGCCAGGGACAGUGUGGUGUCAAGUCUUGCCAAAAAGGUUUCUUAAUGAGAUAUUUGUAUUUAUUUCCAGACCAAUAAAUUUGUAACUUUGCA